AUGCUUUCGAUUCCUAAGGAAAGAGACUCUCAUAAUUUAAAGUUCGAUCUUGAGAAGAGAAGACAAGACAAACUUCAGAAGAAUCAAUUGGUCACCCAAAGACAGGUUUCUACUCUUCUAAGUCAACAAUCUAUUAUUAAUGCGGUCAAGGAUCGGUUGCCAGAAAUUCAGCUUGCGAGAAUCACCACCAAUAUAAAGCCUCAUGUGAUCCUUUGUCACCGUGUUGAAGGAUUAUCAGCACUUAUCAGAAGUGCUGAAAGUAAUGGGGAUCUUGAAGGUUUUCGGAUAUGUCGUCUUGCUCCGAGGGUAUCUCAUCUUCUGUUUGCUGAUGAUUGUUUUCUGUUCUUUCAAGCGGAGGAGAGACAAGCAAUCAUGAUGAAGCAAAUCUUAACUCAGUAUGAGGAAGCGUCAGGGCAAGCCAUUAGUCUACCUAAGUCUGAAAUCUUUUAUAGCAGGAAUGUGGCAGAACCAUUACAUCAAUCUAUCACAAACAUUUUGGGUGUGCGUGCAGUUUUAGGUACUGGUAAGUAUCUGGGUCUCCCUUCAAUGGUAGGCCGAAGUAAGAAGGCAACUUUCAGCUUCAUCAAAGAUAGAGUAUGGCAGAAGAUCAAUAGCUGGAGUAGCAAAUGCUUGUCUAAAGCAGGAAGGGAGGUCAUGAUCAAAUCAGUUCUUCAAUCUAUUCCAUCUUACAUUAUGAGUAUCUUCAGGCUACCAAACCAGCUAUUAGAUGAAAUUGAAAAAAUGAUGAAUACCUUUUGGUGGGGUCAUGGUGGUUCCAACAACAAAGGUUUUUCCAACAACAAAGGUUUGAACUGGCUAUCCUGGGAAAAGCUUUCUGUCCACAAGAAUGAUGGAGACAUGGGUUUCAAAGAUCUGGCAGCUUUUAAUGUGGCAAUGCUUGGAGCUAGAUGGAAAAUUGGUAAUGGCUUUAAUAUUCCUAUUGUCAGCGAACCAUGGAUUGGAUCAGGGCUUAGCAUUCCCCCUGUGGGUGAUGACAUGAUAGCUCUACAAUCAUAUUCUGUAGGUCAUCUUAUUGACCAAGAAGGCAAGGUUUGGAACGAACCGUUGAUUCAUCAAUUUUUUGUGGAAGAUAUGGCCACUAAUAUCUUAAAUACUCCUUUACAUCACCAAGUUUUGACGGAUAAAUUGAUAUGGAAGGCGGAGAAGAAUGGACUCUAUUCUGUCAAGAGUGCCUAUCGGAUUUGUAUUAAAGAGGUUAUAAAUAAUGAUCAUCUGUGCAAACCGGGAUAUUGGAGUGGUAUCUGGAAACUGAAGGUUCCUCCCAAAGUCAAAAAUUUGAUUUGGAGAAUUUGUAGAGACUGCUUUCCAACCAGAGUGAAACUACGAAGCAGGGGCGUCACUUGUCCUUCUGAGUGUGUCAUAUGCGAAGAUCCUCAUGAAGAUAGCUAUCAUAUCCUCUUUCACUGCCCAAGAUCAAUUGAUAUUUGGCAAACAACCAAUUUGUGGCAUUUGAUCUCACCGGCUCUUCACCAGUUUGAUAAUGCUCCUGAUAUAAUUUUUAAUUUACUGCACAAUCUGUCGGCAGCUCAAAUUGAGAAUAUUGUUACUAUAAUGUGGAGUAUUUGGAAGGCCAGGAACCUGAAGUUAUGGCAACAGGUGUCUAACUCAUUUACAGCCAUCCUGGAAAGAGCAAAACACCUUCUUGAUGGUUGGAGGAAGGCCAAUCGAAAGCGAGUUCCUAUAAUGUCAGAUAACCAAGCUCUACUCCCGAGUGCCUCAAAUUCUAGUAACAAUACAAAUAUUAGAUGGAGGAAACCAGAAAGUGGUAGAUACAAAUGCAAUGUUGAUGCCUCUUUCCCUACCAUGAUAAAUAAAGUAGGCUUUGGAAUGUGUAUCAGAGACUCGGAUGAGAAUCAUGUUCGUUCAAAAACUAUGUGGUUUAACCCAACUUGCUCUGUUGAUGUUGGGGAGGCUCUGACAUUACACCAUGCGAUUCGGUGGAUUCAUGAACUUCAACUUUUAAAUGUUGAUUUUGAAGUUGACUAA
Messenger RNA from Medicago truncatula (barrel medic), 2007 nucleotides. RefSeq lists its product as uncharacterized. The transcript is spliced from 5 exons. The coding region runs from base 1 to 2007 and encodes 668 amino acids. The record is from RefSeq and is a predicted model, not a curated record. NCBI's taxonomy places the organism in Eukaryota, Viridiplantae, Streptophyta, Magnoliopsida, Fabales, Fabaceae.